AUGGCUGCUCUCGCUAACGCUGCUGUGCUCCCCUCCACCUUCGUCGGCCAGAGCGCUGAGCUCGCCGCCAAGGUGAACAAUGUCGAGGCCCGCGUGACGAUGAGGAAGACCGCCAAGGCGGCUUCCAGCAGCGCCUUCUACGGCCCCGACCGCAACCUGUUCCUGGGCCCCUUCUCCUCCCCCCCGUCGUACCUCACCGGCGAGUACCCUGGCGACUACGGCUGGGACACGGCGGGUCUGUCCGCUGAUCCCGAGACCUUCGCCAAGAACCGCGAGCUGGAGGUGAUCCACGCUCGGUGGGCUCUGCUCGGCGCGCUCGGCUGCCUGACCCCCGAGCUGCUGGCCGGCAACGGCGUGAACUUCGGCGAGGCCGUGUGGUUCAAGGCCGGCGCGCAGAUCUUCUCCGAGGGUGGCCUUGACUACCUGGGCAACCCCAGUCUGAUCCACGCGCAGUCCAUCCUGGCCAUCUGGGCCACCCAGGUCAUCCUCAUGGGUGCCGUCGAGAGCUACCGCGUGGGUGGCCUUGAGGGUUUCCAGGAGGUUGAGGACCCCCUGUACCCCGGCGGUGCCUUCGACCCCCUGGGUCUGGCCGACGACCCCGACGCUCUUGCGGAGCUGAAGGUGAAGGAGCUGAAGAACGGCCGCCUCGCCAUGGUGUCGAUGUUCGGCUUCUUCGUGCAGGCCAUCGUCACCGGCAAGGGCCCCCUGGAGAACCUGUCCGACCACCUGGCUGACCCCACCGUCAACAACGCGUGGGCCUAUGCCACCAACUUCACCCCCGCCCAGACAUACAGCAUGGCUGCUCUCGCUAACGCUGCUGUGCUCCCCUCCACCUUCGUCGGCCAGAGCGCUGAGCUCGCCGCCAAGGUGAACAAUGUCGAGGCCCGCGUGACGAUGAGGAAGACCGCCAAGGCGGCUUCCAGCAGCGCCUUCUACGGCCCCGACCGCAACCUGUUCCUGGGCCCCUUCUCUUCCCCCCCAUCGUACCUCACCGGCGAGUACCCCGGCGACUACGGCUGGGACACGGCGGGUCUGUCCGCUGAUCCCGAGACCUUUGCCAAGAACCGCGAGCUUGAGGUGAUCCACGCUCGGUGGGCUCUGCUCGGCGCGCUCGGCUGCCUGACCCCCGAGCUGCUGGCCGGCAACGGCGUGAACUUCGGCGAGGCCGUGUGGUUCAAGGCCGGCGCGCAGAUCUUCUCCGAGGGUGGUUUGGACUACCUGGGCAACCCCAGUCUGAUCCACGCGCAGUCCAUCCUGGCCAUCUGGGCCACCCAGGUCAUCCUCAUGGGUGCCGUCGAGAGCUACCGCGUGGGUGGCCUUGAGGGCUUCCAAGAGGUUGAGGACCCCCUGUACCCCGGCGGUGCCUUCGACCCCCUGGGUCUGGCCGACGACCCCGAUGCGCUUGCGGAGCUGAAGGUGAAGGAGCUGAAGAACGGCCGCCUCGCCAUGGUGUCGAUGUUCGGCUUCUUCGUGCAGGCCAUCGUCACCGGCAAGGGCCCCCUGGAGAACCUGUCCGACCACCUGGCUGACCCCACCGUCAACAACGCGUGGGCCUAUGCCACCAACUUCACCCCCGGUGCUUAA
Molecule: messenger RNA, 1584 nt
Organism: Closterium sp. NIES-65
Lineage: Eukaryota; Viridiplantae; Streptophyta; Zygnematophyceae; Desmidiales; Closteriaceae
Source: the annotation of a GenBank genome assembly